CACUUCAAACACUUCCCCACGCUGCGGUUGUGGGGAUGUCGCCAGCGGGGUUAUUGUCUUCGGGCAAAGCGGCGAAGUCGCAAUCGCGCUCUGGCUGCUUUAAAAGGCGACCGAGUACGCUGUCGCAGCUUUUGCCAGAUUCCAAGAAAAUCAUUUGAUCAUACACCAGUCACCAUGUCUGCUCCCAAGGGUCCUUUCCGUCUCGUCACCGUCAACACUGCUCCUGAGAGAGCCAAGCGCCUCAUCGGCCGCCUCAUCGAGGCUCUCAAGGACCGCUACACUAUUAUCCACGUGGACAACUGCGAAAAGAUCGAGGAGGUCGAACCCAAGGUCAAGGAGCACAUGCCUGACGUUCUGUUCAGUGCGUCCAUGUGGACUGCCGAGCAGGCUCAGGAGAUCCACUCCAUCGCUCGUUCGAUCAACCCUUCCAUCAAGCUUCACGCCAUCCCCGAAGGCCUCCAGGUCGAGCGUGGCCCCGAUGCCAUUGUCGAAUACCUCAUCGAGAAGGUCCCUCCUUUGUUGGAUGCUUAAUUUGAGAAUCCAAGGAAAACAGCUUGCCAGGUGCAAGAAAGGCUUAGUGCCUAGUGUGGUGGAAUUGACGAUACUCUACGUCCUGUACAUAGUUUACUUCGCGACAAAUGUCGCAAGAUGACGAAGCUACCAAAUAAAGAGCAU
Aspergillus saccharolyticus JOP 1030-1 is the source of this 675-nucleotide messenger RNA. RefSeq lists its product as uncharacterized. The coding region runs from base 175 to 531 and encodes 118 amino acids. NCBI's taxonomy places the organism in Eukaryota, Fungi, Ascomycota, Eurotiomycetes, Eurotiales, Aspergillaceae. The transcript is spliced from 3 exons. The record is from RefSeq and is a predicted model, not a curated record.